CAACAACAUUGAGACUGCGUCUGGUCUACACCUUUAAGCUUAAACCCCGCCCCUUAUGCAAAUCUGUUUAGUUGCGUCAGCGGAAGCGGUACAUUUAUUUCCGUCUGAUAUUCCCUUUAAAGGCGUAUUUAAAGUGGCUUUCUGCAAGACGUCUAAGACUAAGAGGAUCCUUCCAGUGCACCACAACAGAAAUCAACGCACAAGCUGAGACUGUUGUAAAGACGGAUUGUAAAGGAUUUGCUCACUACAGGGGAUUGUGUACAGAUACACAGGUUUCUGGGUGCCAAAACUGCUGCUUAGCUGGUGCACGGCUGACAACAGUUCAGAGCCACGUCUGUAAAAGAGCUGCUGCAUGCAGGCACAGGAGAUUUAUGAAGCUUUCAAGGCCUUUUGAUUGAUAAGCCACUCGAUGGGGAUUAACCGGCGAGCUCCCUGCUGUGUGUCCUGCCCUGCGGCCCACUGCCUGCCCUCACUCUUCAACACCUCCUUCACCGAAAUCAUGAAACUAGUAUUAACUGAAUGGCAAAUGAUAUGGAUUUUUACUGUUUCCAAUAGACAGUAAAAACACACUCACCACAUACUCAUACCACACAUAUACACUUAGCCAUUUACACACACACACAUACAUACACACACACACACACACACGGUCAUUCCUACUGUCACAUACAUACAUAUAUACAUGCAUACAUUUGCUCACACCAAAGGGAGUGACCUCAUGACAAAGCCAUAUCUCCCUCACGGCUGCCUACCAAAAAACCUGAAAAACUUCAGCUUCACGGCACGUCCAUGAGGAACCAAAACGGAAUGUAUUCUGCACAGUGAGCGCCUGAUUCUCUCAACGGUGUCCUUCGAUCCCAAAAAGGAGCUGCUUGGAUUUUAAUGUCCACCAUUCAUCAUUUGCAUUGAUUUGAUUUGGCUUUAUUUUGGUUUUGCACGUCUGUAAAGAGUGAGGUGUGCUUCACUUGCCGAUUGCAUGCCGACAACGAUGGCGCCCCAGAACACUGAUGCAGAUGCUAUGCAGGUGCAGGAGGUCAUGGUGGUCUCUGCCAAGGCGGCCAGCAGAGGCUCAGAUAGAGGUGGAGGAGGUGACGGGGCUAAUGCAACGGGUGGAGCCAGCAGACGGGAACAGGAGAGUCAGGAGGAGUCUGCAAGCGAGGGUUCUAUAGACAGCAUCCCCUUGCGUCUAUGGGUUAUGAACGGAGCCAUCAUGUUUGGACGAGAGUUCUGCUACGCAAUGGAGACAGCCCUGGUGACUCCCGUGCUGCUGCAAAUUGGUCUUCCAGAACAGUACUACAGCCUAGUGUGGUUCCUGAGCCCCAUCCUGGGCCUCAUGUUUACUCCUUUGAUCGGAUCAGCAAGUGAUCGCUGCACUUUGCGCUGGGGUCGGCGCCGACCCUUCAUCCUGGCACUGUGUGUGGGUGUGCUUCUCGGCGUAGCACUCUUUCUCAACGGAUCUUUAAUAGGUUUGGCUAUAGGAGACAUGCCCAACCGGCAGCCUAUAGGCAUUGUGCUGACCGUGCUUGGUGUGGUAGUGCUUGACUUCUGCGCAGACGCAGCCGAGGGGCCAAUCAGAGCAUAUCUGCUGGAUGUGGCUGAUACAGAAGAGCAGGAUAUGGCUCUCAACAUUCAUGCCUUCUCAGCAGGACUGGGAGGCGCCGUGGGCUAUGCACUUGGUGGUCUUGACUGGACAAACACCUUCCUUGGUCAGGCUUUUAAGUCCCAGGAACAAAUCCUGUUUGUGUUUGCUGCUGCAAUAUUCAUCGUCUCAGUGACACUGCACCUCUUCAGCAUCGAGGAGGAACAGUAUAUCCCGCAGCAGGAACGACUGGAUGAGGAGGCUGACGGGACAGCCUCUGUCAAACUGAAUGUCCUGCUUGGUCUUCCGUCAUCGCAGCAACAGCUGGAUCUGAUUCCUGAGGAUGAGCCCUAUGAGCAUGAAUCCCACUCGGCUGAGCCAGAGCUGGACUACCUGGAUAUGGAGCUGGUGCGCAGUAAGAGUGACUCAGUGCUGGCCAUGACUGAUGGAACUCUGGAGCAUGAGGCGCUCUUUUUACGCCAGAUCGAGCCUUCCAUCUUUCACGAUCGUUUAUCAUCAUUCUACGGCAGCCAAGAGUUCCCACAUGGGCGCUUCAGCCUCGGCCGUCUGUCAUCCUUAGUGCACGAGCCAGAAGGUGAAGAGGUGCCACUCCAUGCCAAACCCAAAGCCUCCAAUGGUCAACCAGCCGGGCACAGUGAUCCCACUGGACAUUCCCAGCCACUUUCAACAAAUGCACUCAAAUCCUCCAGUGCUGGAGCUGCCAUCCGGCGCCGGCGCCACACUUUCUACCGUCAGUCAUCCUGUACUUUUUCCUACUACGGACGUCUUGGCUCUCAUCGCUACCGCUACAGGCGUGCCAAUGCCGCCGUGCUUAUAAAACCAUCACGCAGCAUGAACGAUAUCUACGAGAUGCAGCAGCGCCAGAGGAGGGGACAGCGGCACAGGGCUCGACACCAAAGCGGAAACACUACAUCCAGUGGAGACACCGAGAGCGAGGAAGGUGAAAUAGAGACUACUGUACGGCUACUCUGGAUGUCCAUGCUAAAGAUGCCCAAAGAAUUACUUCGGCUCUGUCUUUGUCACCUGCUCACCUGGUUCUCCAUCAUCGCUGAAGCCGUGUUCUACACUGACUUUAUGGGACAGGUCAUCUAUGAGGGUGACCCUAAGGCUCCUUCAAACUCUACGGAGCUGCAGAGUUACCAUAAAGGAGUGCAGAUGGGCUGCUGGGGGCUGGUAAUCUACGCUGCUACGUCUGCUGUUUGCUCAGCUUUACUCCAAAAGUAUCUGGACAACUUUGACCUCAGCAUAAGGGUCAUCUACAUUCUGGGCACUCUGGGUUUCUCCAUCGGCACGGCCAUCAUGGCUAUCUUCCCAAAUGUCUAUGUGUCCAUGGUGAUGAUCAGUAGUAUGGGUAUCAUCUCCAUGAGCAUCUCCUACUGUCCGUAUGCUCUACUGGGCCAGUACCAUGAGAUCAAAGAGUAUAUCCAUCACAGCCCUGGCAACUCAAAGCGAGGCUUCGGCAUCGACUGUGCGAUCCUAUCAUGCCAAGUGUACAUCUCGCAGAUCAUCGUGGCGUCAGCAUUGGGUGCAGUGGUGGAUGCAGUGGGCAGCGUACGUGUUAUCCCCAUGGUGGCGUCUGGUGGCUCCUUCCUGGGUUUCUUGUCUGCUUGCUUCCUGGUCAUCUAUCCAGGAGAUGGUGAUGGAGAGAAGAGUGAGCAGAACAAAGCACUCACCAAUUCGAGCAAUGCAGAGAAUGACCCCAGCACCGAGAAGCCUAGUGUCCUGAAGCUCACACGCAAAGGCACCACCACCACAACCUGCAACGUGGAGUGUGAGUCCACACUGUGAUGAAGAUUAGUGGCUGUGGAGCACACAUUCCCUACAUCCCAGCUUGAUUCUGCUUUCACCAGGGAGUGGUGUAGAUUUUAUUUGUUUGUUCAUUUGUUUGUAGAGGUGGCAUUAGCAUUCUUGAUCCUCAGGGCCACCAGGGGGUGCAGGACACUAGAAAAAAUGACAAGGGCAUUGUGGUCUGUCCCGUUCUUUCAAUAUACAUUAAUCUAUUUAAGCAUGUACUUCAUCCAAUCAAAGAUCCUACUUCCACUCUAAGUGCAAGAUCUAAUCACGUAAUCCAAUCUAAUCAAAAUGAAAAUAAGUUGUGUAAGAUAAUCAUUUGGAUUCUAGGUUUCUCUUCAAUUGAUUAUUCCUUCUAUUCCGAGUGUUUCUUUGGCCUUAUGGCCUCCUGUCCAUGAAGAGGAAGUUUCUCCAAGUACAUUAAAUAACAUUUAAUCCUUGUUUCUUAAAAUGUCUAAACUCCUGGUGGAUGUAUGUGUGGUAGUUUAAGUUGAUCAGUGGCAAAACGCCCUAAGGUUUAAAACAGACCCAAAUCCUUACCUUUUUAUAGUGUUUCAGUUUGUGCAAAACUGCUAAAGUUAGUGCUGGGAGAAGAAAUUGAUCCCCUUAAAGAUUCCUACCUUUCCCAUGGUCCUUUGCUCUCUCUUUGAGCAGUUCAUAUAAUCAUAUAUAUCAAUUUGCUACUUAACAAAUAAUGUUGUAACAAAUCUCAAUGCUGCAAAUGAGUCUAUAGAGCACAUACCAAAUGAAGCAAUUAAGUAAAUAUGUGAAGCUAUUGGAAGAUGCUUUGUGUGUCUUUCAGUUUAGUUUUCAGUAACAGGAUAUAAUUGGAGUCAGCGCAGUUGUCGUAUAAAGUCAGUGCCUGUACAUGGGGCUUGAGGUGAUUGGGAAGGUACCUGUGGAACAUGUCUUAACUUUUCGACAGAACUUAAGCUGUGCAGUAAUUCAGCUGAAAAAAAAAUUGUUUGGAAUUUAGUUCUGAUUACAAUUCUGUUUUGUAUUUUAUUGACCGAGUUUGGGACUGGAGUGCUGAACCCUCGGUAGUAAACGUUUACAUUCUCUUUCACUGCUGCAUUGCACUGCACUGCACUGUUUUUAGACCCUUCCACACCAAGAUCUCCCAAGUUACAUGUCAUCUUUGGCACCUUGGCUCCUCCAUGGCCUCCGGUUCAGUUCCAGUUUACUCUACAACCAUGCAAUAUGCCUGUGAUGGUGGGCGCUGUGGUGGUUGUGUGCGUAAUCGUUCCAACUGUUCUUCUGGGUUAGUUACAUUUGGAGAAAGCGGUGAGAUUUCUGACUUGCUCAAGGCUGGAAGACCAGUCAAGUCAG
Tachysurus fulvidraco (yellow catfish) is the source of this 4720-nucleotide messenger RNA. Its product is annotated as solute carrier family 45 member 4. Lineage: Eukaryota; Metazoa; Chordata; Actinopteri; Siluriformes; Bagridae. Gene Ontology annotation, cellular component: membrane. Gene Ontology annotation, biological process: transmembrane transport. The record is from RefSeq and is a predicted model, not a curated record. Bases 977 to 3388 code for a protein of 803 amino acids. Gene Ontology annotation, molecular function: sucrose:proton symporter activity. The transcript has 9 exons.